AUGCCAUCGGAAACAGAUGAUUUUCUUCUAUCAAACUAUACAGAGAAAAUAAAUAUGACAACUUCUUUGGGACAGACAAUAUUACCGUAUUUAUCAUUUACGGCUCUUUCAUCGACUGUUGCUUUCUUCCUGUGCGGCCUCCAAAUUUGCCAUCGCAUCAAGACACGUGGCUCGUCGGAAGGAACAAGCCCCGCCCCAUUUCUUUUGUCAUUCUUGUCAUGUGGAUUAUUCAUUCAAUACGGUCUUCUAAAAGAUGAUGACGUCAUCACUUAUUGCAACGGAAUCGGCUGUUUUCUUCAGGCGUGUUAUCUUAUGUACUUUUACUACAUGACAAGAAAUCGGCGUUUCCUGAAUAAAGUGAUCAGUAUUGAACUUGGAAUCAUCGGAAUCGUCGUCUAUUGGGUGGCUCAUUCAACAAAUAGUCAUCUCACAAAAACGACAUAUGUCGGCAAUUAUUGCAUUUUUCUGAAUAUUUGCAGUGUGGCGGCGCCGUUAUUCGAUAUUGGAAAGGUGGUCCGUAACAAAUCCAGUGAAUCUCUUCCGUUGCCGUUAUGUGUCGCGUGUUUCGUCGUGUGUCUUCAAUGGAUGUUUUAUGGAUAUAUCGUUGACGAUAUUGUGAUAUUGGUGCCAAACGUCAUCGCAACGGUCAUCUCGAUUCUGCAACUUUCACUAUUUAUCAUUUAUCCGGGUGCUCCGGCAGGUGUUCUACCGCAGAAAUAUGAGCAUAUCUAACCAUAUUGAGUAUCCGAAACCAAUGGACCAAGCCGCUUGUCGAAUUGUUGGCUCAUUCUCAUUUUAGACGUCGUUUCAGUUCCCAUUAGAAUUCGACGAAUCUGCAAGAAAUAUCGAUUUUUUUUGGCAUUCUGUGAAUGUUUUUGUGCGUGUGUGUAUAGAGAUCUCUUUUGUUGGGUUUUUGAUGUGCCUUUAAUAAAUUAUUUAUAUUUUCCUA
Caenorhabditis elegans is the source of this 949-nucleotide messenger RNA. It is a transcript of the gene swt-4, whose product is annotated as Sugar transporter SWEET. Gene Ontology annotation, cellular component: plasma membrane; Golgi membrane; membrane. The transcript has 7 exons. The record is from RefSeq and is marked reviewed. Lineage: Eukaryota; Metazoa; Nematoda; Chromadorea; Rhabditida; Rhabditidae. Gene Ontology annotation, molecular function: sugar transmembrane transporter activity. Bases 55 to 732 code for a protein of 225 amino acids. Gene Ontology annotation, biological process: carbohydrate transmembrane transport.